This is a messenger RNA of Phodopus roborovskii (desert hamster), 5202 nucleotides long. RefSeq names its product phosphorylase kinase regulatory subunit beta (gene Phkb). Gene Ontology annotation, biological process: glycogen metabolic process. The record is from RefSeq and is a predicted model, not a curated record. Gene Ontology annotation, cellular component: phosphorylase kinase complex. NCBI's taxonomy places the organism in Eukaryota, Metazoa, Chordata, Mammalia, Rodentia, Cricetidae. Bases 194 to 3451 code for a protein of 1085 amino acids. Gene Ontology annotation, molecular function: calmodulin binding. The transcript is spliced from 32 exons.
GCGCGCGGGGGCGUGGCCGGGAGGGCGGUGCUGACUGGCAGCCCUGGCGGUGGGCACUGCGAGAUGGCGGGGGCGGAGGGACACAUGGCCGAAGUAAGCUGGAAGGUCUUGGAGCGACGAGCCCGGGCCAAGCGCUCAGUUUUAAAAUCGGUGUAGUUUAGCCUGCAACGCUUAUGAUAAGAGUCAAGUUGAAAUGGCCCUCUCACCUGAUGCAGCCUUCUCUUCACCUGCUUUGUUAAGGUCUGGCUCAGUUUAUGAACCUCUUAAAAGCAUUAAUCUUCCAAGACCUGAUAAUGAGACUCUAUGGGAUAAAUUGGAUCAUUAUUACAGAAUUGUUAAGUCAACAAUGCUGAUGUAUCAAAGUCCAACUACAGGUCUCUUUCCUACUAAAACAUGUGGUGGAGAUCAGAAGUCCAAAGUCCAUGAGAGCCUGUACUGUGCUGCGGGCGCCUGGGCUUUGGCUCUAGCAUACAGGCGCAUUGAUGAUGACAAGGGAAGGACCCAUGAGCUGGAGCACUCUGCUAUAAAAUGUAUGAGAGGGAUUCUCUACUGCUAUAUGCGUCAGGCCGAUAAGGUUCAGCAGUUUAAGCAAGACCCACGGCCCACAACAUGUCUUCAUUCAAUCUUCAAUGUGCACACAGGAGAUGAGUUGCUCACCUAUGAAGAGUAUGGCCAUCUUCAGAUAAAUGCAGUAUCACUUUUUCUCCUUUACCUGGUGGAAAUGAUUUCUUCAGGUCUCCAGAUAAUCUAUAACACGGAUGAGGUCUCUUUUAUUCAAAACCUUGUAUUUUGUGUAGAAAGAGUUUACCGUGUUCCUGACUUCGGUGUCUGGGAAAGAGGAAGCAAAUACAAUAAUGGCAGCACAGAACUACACUCAAGCUCUGUUGGUUUAGCAAAAGCAGCCUUAGAAGCGAUUAAUGGAUUUAACCUCUUUGGAAACCAGGGCUGUUCUUGGUCAGUUAUAUUUGUGGAUCUCGAUGCUCACAAUCGCAACAGGCAGACACUGUGCUCACUGUUACCCAGAGAAUCACGCUCUCAUAACACAGACGCUGCCCUGCUCCCAUGCAUCAGUUACCCUGCGUUUGCCUUGGAUGAUGAAGUUCUGUUCAGCCAGACACUUGAUAAAGUGAUAAGAAAAUUAAAAGGAAAAUAUGGAUUUAAGCGUUUCUUGAGAGAUGGGUAUAGAACAUCAUUGGAAGAUCCCAACAGACGCUAUUACAAACCAGCUGAAAUUAAGCUGUUUGAUGGCAUUGAAUGUGAAUUUCCCAUAUUUUUCCUUUACAUGAUGAUUGAUGGUGUAUUUAGAGGCAAUCUUCAACAAGUCCAGGAGUACCAGAACCUCCUGACCCCUUUGCUGCACCAGACCACAGAAGGAUAUCCUGUUGUACCAAAGUACUAUUAUGUGCCAGCUGACUUUGUAGAAUAUGAAAAGAGAAACCCUGGUAGUCAGAAACGGUUUCCUAGUAACUGUGGCCGUGAUGGGAAAUUGUUUCUUUGGGGACAAGCUCUUUAUAUCAUUGCGAAACUCCUAGUUGAUGAGUUAAUCAGUCCUAAAGACAUUGACCCUGUCCAGCGCUUUGUCCCACUCCAGAACCAACGUAAUGUGAGCAUGCGGUACUCCAAUCAGGGUCCACUGGAAAACGACUUGGUGGUUCAUGUAGCACUUGUGGCAGAAAGCCAACGCCUUCAGGUUUUUCUCAAUACAUAUGGAAUUCAAACUCAAACACCUCAGCAGGUGGAGCCUAUUCAGAUAUGGCCCCAGCAGGAGCUUGUAAAAGCUUAUUUCCAUUUGGGUAUCAAUGAAAAGCUAGGACUGUCUGGAAGACCCGAUAGGCCCAUUGGCUGUCUUGGUACAUCAAAGAUCUAUCGCAUCCUAGGAAAGACAGUGGUUUGUUACCCCAUCAUCUUUGACCUGAGUGACUUUUACAUGUCUCAGGACGUUCUGCUGCUGAUAGAUGACAUAAAGAAUGCGCUACAGUUCAUUAAGCAAUACUGGAAAAUGCAUGGACGCCCACUUUUCCUUGUUCUCAUCCGGGAAGACAACAUAAGAGGUAGCAGAUUCAACCCCAUAUUAGACAUGCUGGCAGCCUUUAAAAAGGGAGUAAUUGGAGGAGUCAAAGUUCAUGUUGAUCGACUACAGACAUUGAUAUCUGGAGCUGUACUAGAACAACUUGACUUUCUACGCAUUAGUGACACAGAAAAACUUCCAGAGUUUAAGAGCUUUGAAGAACUAGAGUUUCCCAAGCAUUCAAAAGUCAAACGACAGAGCAGUACUGUAGAUGCUCCUGAGCUGAGACAGGAACCGGAUGUCACCAUUACCGAGUGGAGAAACAAACCCACCCAUGACAUCCUGCAGAGGCUGAAUAACUGCAAUUGUCUAGCUGGUCAGACCAUCCUGCUGGGUAUACUGCUCAAAAGAGAGGGCCCUGACUUCAUCACAAUGGAAGGUACUGUGUCUGAUCACAUUGAGAGAGUGUAUAGAAGAGCUGGCAGCAAAAAGCUAUGGUCGGUUGUACGCCGUGCAGCAAGUCUUUUAAGUAAAGUAGUGGACAGCCUGGCCCCAUCCAUUACUAAUGUUUUAGUGCAGGGUAAACAGGUAACUUUGGGUGCCUUUGGACACGAAGAGGAGGUCAUCUCUAACCCUCUGUCUCCAAGAGUGAUUAAGAACAUCAUCUAUUAUAAGUGUAAUACCCAUGAUGAAAGGGAGGCAGUCAUUCAGCAAGAACUAGUCAUCCAUAUCGGCUGGAUCAUCUCCAAUAGCCCUGAGUUGUUCAGCGGCAUGCUGAAGAUACGAAUUGGGUGGAUCAUCCAUGCCAUGGAGUAUGAACUACAGAUCCGGGGAGGAAGUAAGCCAGCUGUGGACUUGUAUCAACUCUCACCCAGUGAAGUUAAACAACUGCUGCUAGACAUCCUCCAGCCUCAGCAGAGUGGAAGAUGCUGGCUGGAUAGGCGUCAGAUUGAUGGGUCCUUGAACAGAACUCCCACUGGGUUCUACGACCGUGUGUGGCAGAUCCUGGAGCGCACGCCCAAUGGUAUUGUUGUGGCUGGGAAGCAUUUGCCACAGCAACCAACCUUGUCGGAUAUGACCAUGUACGAGAUGAACUUUUCUCUCCUUGUUGAAGACAUGUUGGGAAACAUUGACCAGCCAAAAUACAGACAGAUCAUUGUAGAGUUACUAAUGGUCGUGUCCAUUGUGCUGGAAAGAAACCCUGAACUAGAAUUUCAAGACAAAGUGGAUCUAGACAGACUGGUCAAAGAAGCAUUUCACGAGUUCCAAAAGGAUGAGAGUCGGCUGAAAGAAACAGAGAAACAAGAUGAUAUGACCUCCUUCUACAAUACGCCCCCACUGGGAAAACGAGGAACCUGCAGCUAUCUGAUGAAGGUUGUGAUGAACUUGCUGCUGGAAGGAGAAGUCAAGCCAAGCAAUGGGGACUCGUGUCUGGUUAGCUAGUCAGGGGAUUCAGGAAGUGUAGGUGAUAGCUUUCCAGCUGUGGCUUUUGUGUUGGAGCUAAUCCAGGCAGCCAGUAAUGGAUGGACUGAUGUGUUAGGGAGGUAGAUGUUGUAUUCUGUUUGCCAUUAUUAGACCUUUGCAUGCCAGUGGCAGUUGAAUGGUAAGAGCAGUGAUUGGAAUCAAGUGAAACCCCAGUUUUCAUGAUUUAUGUCAGCUACUAUAAUCUUCACUGAACUACAGAAAAAGUUUGUGAAUUGAAAAUUCACUACUGAAUGUUUUGUGAUAAAAUAUUCCAUCAAAAUCCUGCUUCUUUAGACCAAAUUUUUAUCUUCUGGCCAUUAAAACGAACUUGCCAGCUGGUGAUGCUUUACUGGACUCGGGAAGCACUGUGAGGGUGUACCACUGUUGUACUGAAAAAGCAAGAUGUGCAAUGCACAUUGAAAAAAGAAAAACAGAAGCUGUAUUAUUAAUAAUACUGUACAAAUUUCUUAGUUUUUAUCCCGUAAACAUGACUGUGGUUUGGUAUUGUGCUAAGUAUAAGGAUUGGUCUAAGAUAGAAUGUAUCGAGCAUUUUCUGAGCAUCUGUUAGAUAUAGGAUUACAGGAGUGUUCAGAAAUGUGUUGACUACAGUCACAUACACAUACCACAUGCAGGCAGACACACCUACACAUAAUUACAAAUAAUAAGUAAAUAUAAAAUAUUUUAAGUAGUUAAAUUUAGGACUUUUUUUAAAGGAAAAGUUGAAAGUCAAAAAAAAAUCUGUUUCUGAACUAACAAAUGUGUCUGGAAACAUACUUUGUUCAAGUUCACAAUACUGAACUUAAGAACACUGAAUGUUUUCAUUUAAUUGAUUUGGACUUGAAAUAAGCUGCCAAAUUUACCUAAGCAAGUAGACUAAAUAUUUAAAUCUUAUUAAUUUAUUUCCUUCUUAGAUGUCACAUGUGGCCCACUUGCUUGGGCUCUGAUCCCAACAAGCAUCUUUUUUUCUGGCCAGUCUUACUGAGUUUCACCUAAGACAUCAGAUUUGUCACAUAAAAUUUGUAGCCCAGUGUUAGGGUCUGAAAGAUUAAGAAGGGACAGCUGGUUUUUCUAGGUUACAAGCCAGCUGGUAGCAAGUAAAUGGGGGUGUGAACACCUGAAGAAACUCAGUGCAACACAGCUCUGAGCAGUUCGGGGUAUGGCUGGCUCCUAGAUCGUGUAUGUGUAGGACACUGUGUGUCAGUCAGCAAAGCUGGGAAUAAUGGUACAAUGCAGUCUUGCAAACUAGACAGAGAAGAGAAAUAGAUUACCUGAUUCAGUGUGUGAAGAGAAAUUAUGAAAAGACUGUCCUGAGGAAGCCGCUUAUAAAACUUAAGCCAGAAAAACACAGUCAUGAAUCCCAUGGAGAGAGAAUAAGUUCUGAUGGCUGACGUAGAGAAAUUAAAGACUGAAAAAUAUUUCAAGGGGGAAGCCCUUGAAAUAUUUAAUACUUGUUAAAAUUCAGAAGGAAGUAAACACUUGUAUCCUUAAGAAUUAAAUUUUUUGAUUGCUGAGCAAAGUUUCAAAAACUGCUCUUAGUUGAAAUAGAUAUCACUUGCAAGUCUGUUUUCUGACUGAGCACUUAGCUUCCUGUAACACAAGCUAAGUUUUGACAUUUUCUUCUGCUGUUCGAAAGAACUGUGUAUUAACUUUUUAAAAUAUGAAAUGUGAAAUGUAUUGUUCUGCAAGAUAUUUUGGGAUGAUCAAUAAAUCUUGAUGUUUCUCUAUCAGAA